Molecule: messenger RNA, 1022 nt
Organism: Oryzias melastigma (Indian medaka)
Lineage: Eukaryota; Metazoa; Chordata; Actinopteri; Beloniformes; Adrianichthyidae
Exons: 4
Coding region: 1-798 (265 amino acids)
Source: RefSeq, a predicted model, not a curated record
AUGUCUCCAGAAAGCCUCCAGCUCAGGUGUGACAGAAGAACAAUCAUCGCUCAUGUUGGAGGUGAAUUCCUCCUCACCUGCACAUUUGAAAACAGCUUCUACUUUAACAAGAAGUACUGGUGCCGGGGGGCGUCCAGAGACUCCUGUGAGAUCCUGGCUGAUUCUGAAGGUGUUGCCAGAACUAAAUACACACACAGGUCUCAUGUGGUGGAUUAUCAAAAAAGGGUGUUUGUAAAAGUCACAAACCUCCAGAUUGACGACAGCGGAGAGUACUGGGUUGGAAUUGACAAAGUAUACUCUGACAUCAUGGUUUCAGUCACUUUACAUGUGACUCAAGCUCCAGUUUCCAAACCCAAAGUUUGGCCCUUGAACUCCUUGGAGGACAGGUCCACAUGUUGGGGCCAGCCGGUGACCGUACGCUGUGGCCUUUCAAUCGGAACAGAUGUUCAGUACACCUGGUACUAUCAUAGUCACAACAAGGAGAUUGCGCUUUCCUCCUCCUCAGACUUGACCCUGCACUGUGGCACAGUGAAAAAUGAGGGCGGCCAUUACUGCCUUGCCAGUAAUGAUGUGAGCAGCGAAAAGAGCGACUUCCUGUCUGUGCAGGUGUUGCAACCAGCUGACACAAACUGCAUUUAUGCGGUUCGUCUUGAAGGUCAGCCCACUUACGACUGUGCAGACAGAAUGAGCACAGCAGCGGCGACGACAAAGGCUGCAGUUCCAACGACCUGCCAAAACACCAUCGACCAGCUUCCUCAAAUCAAUCAAACUGAAGAGGAUUUUUUUUUCAGCAGGUGAAAUUAUCCUUUUGAUCUGUACUGUCUUUGAUAGAAGAAACAUGUGAGAGGGAAACCAAAAAAGAAAAACUUCUUAUCUGUUUUUUUUUUCUUUUCUUUUAGAGCAUCUGCUGGCCUACAACUCUGGUACUCAGUUCUGCGUUGGGGUCUUUUUGCAUCUCUGCUGAUAUUUCUGUGUGUAUUCCUCAGAUGUAUAAGAACAAGAAACCUGCAGAACAAUAUAAG